Caenorhabditis angaria is the source of this 457-nucleotide messenger RNA. Lineage: Eukaryota; Metazoa; Nematoda; Chromadorea; Rhabditida; Rhabditidae. The record is from the annotation of a GenBank genome assembly.
AUGUUUGUCAAGCUUCUGCUAAUCCUUUUCGUUCUAUUUUCAACCUUAGAAGCUCGAGAAGCUUGGAAAUUAACCUUGAAAGAUUUUGAAACAUCUGAAAUUGAGAAAUCAAUCAAAGAGCAAGCUAGAGAAGAAUUGGAAGAACCACUGCCAGCAGAAGUUUAUGGAAAUUAUUGGCAUAUUGGAAAACAUGAAGAAAUGAUUAAGGAAUUUUUGGAAGAUUUGGAAUAUUGGGAUCCGGAGCCAAUUCAUCAAAGACAUCAGGAGUAUCUUAAAUUAAUAGAGAGCUAUGUGAGUUAUCUUAAGUUCACUUUUGAAAAUGAAAUAUAUAAUUAUGAUUUUUGGGUUUCAGAAGACUGGAAAAAUCGAUAAGAAAGAGAUGGAUCGUGUUUUGGUGGAAAUGCGAAAAACAGAUCGUGUGUAUUUGGAGAGAAGACACCAAGCAAGAAAAUACUGA